Molecule: messenger RNA, 1524 nt
Organism: Drosophila sechellia
Lineage: Eukaryota; Metazoa; Arthropoda; Insecta; Diptera; Drosophilidae
Gene: GlcAT-I
Product: Glucuronyltransferase I
Exons: 2
Coding region: 72-992 (306 amino acids)
Biological process (GO): carbohydrate metabolic process; chondroitin sulfate proteoglycan biosynthetic process
Cellular component (GO): Golgi membrane
Molecular function (GO): galactosylgalactosylxylosylprotein 3-beta-glucuronosyltransferase activity
Source: RefSeq, a predicted model, not a curated record
GUUAUUUAGGCACACACAGGUCGCCGAUUUGUUUGUUUUAACAAAAUUGGGUUUUUACCAACUGCCGCAGGAUGUCGGAGGUCCGCAUUCGCCCGCGCCAGGUCCUCAUCCUGAUCAUCGUCUUCCUCGUGGUGCUGAUGAUGGUGCACCGAAACGGGAAGCGCACAUGUCAGGGUCCAGAAUACCUCCAGGCCAUGUUCGUCCAGGGCGACACGUUACCCACGAUUUACGCCGUAACGCCAACGUAUCCACGGGCCGCCCAGAAAGCGGAGCUAACCAGACUAUCUCACCUCUUUAUGCUGCUGCCGCACCUGCAUUGGAUCAUUGUGGAGGAUACGAACGCCACCACUCCGCUGGUCAGAAACCUUUUGGAUAGAGCCGGCCUGGAGAAGCGUUCCACGUUGCUGAACAUCAAGACGCCAUCGGAGUUCAAGCUGAAGGGUAAGGACCCCAACUGGAUUAAGCCACGAGGCGUGGAGCAAAGAAAUCUGGCUUUGGCCUGGUUGAGGAGCCAUGUCGACGUCGAUCGGCACUCCAUAGUGUUCUUCAUGGACGACGACAACUCCUACUCCACGGAACUGUUCGCCGAGAUGAGCAAAAUCGAAAGGGGUCGCGUGGGCGUCUGGCCGGUGGGUUUGGUCGGCGGUCUGAUGGUGGAGCGACCCCUGCUUACCGAGGAUGGCACCAAGGUGACCGGAUUCAAUGCCGCUUGGCGACCGGAAAGACCAUUCCCCAUCGACAUGGCCGCCUUCGCCAUCAGCAUGGAUCUCUUCAUCCGGAAUCCGCAGGCCACGUUCUCGUACGAGGUGCAAAGAGGCUAUCAGGAGAGCGAGAUCCUGAGGCAUCUGACCACCAGGGAUCAGCUGCAGCCACUGGCCAAUAGGUGCACGGAUGUACUCGUCUGGCACACGCGCACUGAGAAGACCAAACUAGCCGCCGAGGAGGCGCUCCUGAAGAAGGGCCAGCGAUCCGAUGGCGGCAUGGAGGUCUAACCCGGGACCCACUUGUAUAUAUAGCAAACUAUUAUCCUAGUGAAUUUACUUAAUGUGUUCCGUCUCCUCAUAGUCUAGCCCAAUUUAUUUAAUACUUUUUACUUCAUUUUUUCUAUAUAUUUUAUAAAAAUAUGGUGUAGGCAAACAUUUUGAUGAUUUAUUUAACCAGACAUUUUCGGAUUGAAACCAAAUGAGAUUUUUUCUAACUACACCGCGUAGUUGCGAAAAUUUUAGAUAUGAAAACACUACUAGUUGUACAAUGCUCAAAGAAAAGUUGUAUCAUAUCUUCGUAAGAUAGUACCUAGUCUAUCUGCACGAAGGUUAUUAUUUUAACCCAAAUGAAUUCUAAUUCUUUGUAUUUGUUGUACCUAAGCUAUAAGAACGCUUUAAGUUGCCCCAUUGUAUUGUAUAUACGCCUAUAGGUUUCGCAAAACUGUAGGAGAUAGUUACGUUAGAAAUAUAAGCUUCCCCUGUGUGCCUCCCAAUUGAUGCAAAUAAAAUUGGUAGUGUUAUCGAAACCUAUUUCAAAAAA